CUUUAAAUGCUGUCUCCUCUCUCGCUCUGCCGCCUUGCUGAGCUCAGAUGCAGAUGCUGGCUCCCCCCUGCAUGUGCAGUGAGAACGGGUGUCUUGCUGAGUCAUGGGUUGUUUCCUCACAUUGUUGAAAUCAAUACAUCCUCGGCUAGGCUGUAUGUAGGGGACUCAUCUGCUACAAAUCCCCUGCUAGCAUGAAAAUAUAUUUUAGCAUUUAGGUCAAAACGAAGACGUGUGCGCGAAUGAGUGCAGGUGGGGCUGCUCUACAUCGCGAUGAUCGCUGCAGCGUUUCUAGUUUUAUUGAGACCAUUAAGCAUCCAGUGUGUUCUGAUAUUAUUGCUGCUUUUACUUGGAACUGUCGCGACAAUCUUAUUUUUCUGCUGCUGGCAUCGCAGGCUUCGUAGCGGAAAGCAUCCUAUAAAAUCUGUGCUUUCUGGGCGCUCAAGGAGUCGUGCUGGUUUCCGAACACAUCAUUUUCGAUCUGAGGGCUUUCGGCAUAGCCCACGUCAUGCCAGGCGGAGUGCCAGAGCGCGUGUGGCGGAAGAGACCAAGCCUCUUGUCGACAUAGUCGAGAGUGAACCAGACUCAACUCCCACACUGAGAAAACGUAAAGUGAAGAAAAGAGUCCAGCCUGAAUUUUAUCAGUCUAUUCAGGUCACUCCAACACGUAAGCCCAGCUCCGGUUCGGGGAACGCAUCGCUUCGUUGUUCUAUGUCUUCAUCGGCGGAUUUUUCGGAUGAUGAUGAUUACAGUGUGAAAUCUGGGUCUGUCUCACCGGCACCUGGGGACACUUUACCGUGGAAUUUACCCAGACAUGAACGCUCUAAGCGAAAAAUUCAGGGAGGAUCCAUACUGGAUCCAGCCGAGAGAGCGGUGCUCCGGAUUGCUGAUGAAAGAGACAGAGUGCAGAAAAAGACAUUUACCAAAUGGAUAAACCAGCAUCUCCUUAAGGUACGAAAACAUGUAAAUGACCUAUACGAAGACUUGAGAGAUGGACAUAACCUGAUCUCGCUGCUGGAGGUCUUGUCUGGAGAAACACUGCCGCGGGAGCGUGAUUUUCUGAAGACGUUGCGGUUGGUGAGUGCGGCUGACGCAUGCGCAGAUGUGCAGCAUGGGGAUGCGCAGGAUGAUGUUGAUGAUGAAGAUAAGGGGCCUCGGGAGAAAGGCCGAAUGCGCUUCCACAGACUCCAGAAUGUACAGAUAGCACUGGACUACUUAAAGAGGAGACAGGUGAAACUGGUGAACAUCAGGAAUGAUGACAUCACAGACGGAAAUCCCAAACUGACACUGGGGUUAAUAUGGACCAUAAUUCUGCACUUUCAGAUCUCGGAAAUCCAUGUGACGGGAGAGUCCGAGGACAUGACGGCCAAGGAGCGUCUGCUGAUGUGGUCUCAGCAGAUGACCGAGGGCUACGUGGGCGUCAGCUGUAAUAACUUCACCUCCUCCUGGAGGGACGGAAGGCUGUUCAACGCCAUCAUUCACAAAUACAGGCCUGACCUGGUUGACAUGAGCAGGGUGUCAGCACAGACCAGCAGGUCGAAUCUAGAACAAGCGUUUGGUGUGGCUGAGCAGCUUGGCGUUGCCAGGUUACUGGACCCAGAGGAUGUGGAUGUACAGACUCCGGAUGAGAAAUCUGUCAUUACCUACGUUUCAACACUGUAUGACGUCUUCCCAAAAGUACCAGAGGGGGCUGAAGGUAUCAGUGCAAAUGAUGUCGACAUUAAAUGGGUGGAAUACCAGAACAUGGUAAACUACCUCAGCCAGUGGAUCAAACACAACGUGGCUGUCAUGUCUGACAGAACGUUUCCCAACAACCCUAUGGAGCUCAAGGCACUUUAUACACAGUAUCUGCAGUUUAAAGAGAGCGAAAUCCCAUCGAAAGAGAAUGAGAAGUCCAGGAUCAAGGAUCUGUAUAAAAUGUUAGAGGUGUGGAUGGAGUUUGGUCGGAUCCACCUUCCCCAAGGCUACCACCCCAACGAUGUGGAGAAGGAGUGGGGGAAGCUGAUCGUGGCCAUGCUGGAGCGGGAGAAGAGCCUGAGGCCUGAGGUGGACAGACUUGAAAUGUUGCAGCAAAUUGCAAACAGAGUCCAGCGAGACUGUGUGGCAGGUGAAGACAAGCUAGCGUUAGCGCACACAGCUCUGCAGUCUGAUGCUAAGCGGCUGGAAUCUGGGAUCCAGUUUCAGAAUGAGGCUGAGAUUGCAGGGCAUCUGCUUGAGUGUGAGAACCUUCUGAGGCAGCAGGUGGUGGACAUCCAGAUUCUCAUGGAUGGCAGGUUCUACCUGGCUGAUCUACUUGUUCAAAGGGUCUCCAAGCUUCGGGAUGACCUGCUGACCCUCAGGUCGGAGUGCUCGUCGGUCUACAGCAAAGGCCGCACACUAACCACGGAGCAGACCAAGAUGAUGAUCUCCGGGAUCACACAGAGCUUGAACUCAGGUUUCUCUCCCAACCUCAGCGCUGGACUCACCCCCGCCCUUACCCCUGCCAACUUUACCCCCGGGGGCCUCUCCUCCAGCCUGACGCCGUGCCUAACCCCCGCCAUGACUCCGGCCAUGACUCCGGCGAUGACCCCAGGCAUGCAGGCCACCUCUCUCCAGACCUACAUUGGUGGAGGUGGAGGUGGCAGCGGUGGUGGUGUUGGAGGGAUGGACGUUGGGGCUAUGCAGCACCUCAAACAGAUGCAGAUCCGCAAACCCCUCCUGAAGUCGGCUGACCCCAACCUGAGCGAAGAGGAGGUCAACAUGAGCUACGUGCAAGAUCUGCUCAACUGGGUGGAGGAGAUGCAGGUUCAACUGGAUAAAGGAGAGUGGGGAUCCGACCUACCGAGUGUUGAAACGCAUCUGGAAAAUCACAAAAGUGUUCAGCAAGUGAUCGAGGACUUUCAGAUGAGCCUUAAGGAAGCCAAACUUAGUCAGAGUCAAAUGAACCAACCAUUGAAAGCCAGUUACUCUGAGAAGCUGAGCAAAUUGGAGAGCCAGUAUGGGAAACUGCUGAACUGUUCGAGGGAUCGAAAGAAGCACCUGGAGAGUCUCCGCGACUUUGUCUCCCGGGCAACCCAGGAGCUCAUCUGGCUCAACGAGAAGGAGGAGGAGGAAGUGGCCUUCGACUGGAGCAACCGCAACAGCAACAUAGCCAAGAAGAAGGACUAUCAUGCUGAGCUGAUGAGAGAACUCGACGAGAAGGAGGAGGUGAUCAAGUUCGUUCAGGACAAUGCUGAAACACUCCUGGCUGAAAACCAUCCUGCCAGACUCACCAUUGAAGCGUACAAGGCUGCCAUGCAGACGCAGUGGAGUUGGAUCCUGCAGCUGUGCUCCUGUGUGGAAGAGCACCUGAAAGAGAGCGGCAUCUAUUUCGAGUUCUUUCACGACGCCAAAGAUUCCCUGGACUACCUGAAGGGCCUUCAAGACGCCAUUCAAAGGAAAUAUGGGUGUGACCGGACGAGCAGCUUGCACAGACUUGAAGAUCUUAUCCAGGAGUCUAUGGAUGAGAAGGAGCAGCUCCUUCAGUACCGUAGCACGGUGGUUGGUCUGGUGCGGCGGGCCAAGGACAUCAUCCAGCUGAAGCCACGCAGCCCAGACAGCCCCAUCCGCACCUCCCUGCCUGUCAAAGCCAUCUGUGACUACCGCCAGAUAGAGAUCACAAUCUAUAAAGACGACGAGUGUGUGUUGGCCAGUAAUUCUCACCGGGCUAAGUGGAAGGUGAUCAGUCCAUCAGGAAAUGAGGCAAUGGUGCCCUCUGUGUGCUUCACCAUCCCACCACCCAAUAAGGAGGCAACAGACAUGGCCAGCAGGAUUGAGCAAACAUACCAGAACGUUCUAGCACUCUGGCACCGGUCCCAUAUCAACAUGAAGAGUGUGGUGUCCUGGCACUACCUGAUGGCUGACAUCCAUGCCAUCCGGAACAGCAAUGUUGCCUCGAUUAAGACCACGCUGCCAGGGGAGCACCAGCAGGUGCUGAGCAGCCUCCAGGCUCACUUUGAGGAGUUCCUGGAGGACAGCGAGGAGUCCGAGGUCUUCACCGUGGCCGACAGGACUCAGCUCGAGCGAGACGUCCUGGCCUGCAAGGAGUACUACGAGGAGCUGCUCAAGUCUGCGGAGAGAGAGGAACAUGAGGAGUCUGUGUACAACCAAUUCAUCUCGGAGAUACGCAACUUCCGCAUGCGACUGGAGGCCCACGAGGAGCAGCUCAUCCGUCAGAUCCGCACGCCUCUGGACAGAGAUGACCUGCAACAGAGCAUCAUGCGCAUCACCGAGCAGGAGAAGAAGAAAUCGGAUCUGGACCAGCUGAAGGAGGAGAUCGAGGUGAUGAGGGAGAAGUGUGAGCUCUUCCUUAGGCAGGCCACCUCCUCCCCUCCCUCCCUCUCCUCGGAGCUGCAGAACCUCAUUCAGGCCACCGGCCUGGUGUACUCCAUGUGCUCCAUCUACCUGGAGAAGCUGAACUCCAUUAGUCUGGUGGUGAAGCAUAGUCAGAGUGCUGAGUCUCUGGUGAAACUCUACGAGGCUAAACUGUGUGAGGAAGAUGCACUCAGCGCCGACACCAAGUCCAUCGAGAACAUCGUGAGCACGCUGAAGCUGUGGCGCUCAGAAAUCGAUGAAAAGAGAGAGGUUUUCCAUGACCUUGAGGAUGAGCUGCAAAAAGCCCGUGUCAUCAGUGACCGCAUGUUCAAAACGCACAAUGAACGGGACUUUGACCUCGACUGGCACAAGGAGAAAGCCGACCAGCUGGGAGAGAGGUGGAAUAAUGUCCAUUCACAGAUCGAGAGCAGGCUCCGCGACCUGGAGGGUAUCAGCAAGUCUCUGAAGUAUUACAAAGAUACGUACAGCGGCCUGGAUGAGUGGGCCACUGAACUGGAGACUGUUCAGCUGAAGAUGCAGGAGAACCACCCAGAGGACAGCAAGGCCCUGGCUGAGCUACUUAACAAACAGAAGUUACUUGUGUCAGAAAUGGAGCAGAAACAGAGUAAGAUGGAUGAAUGCCAGAAAUACUCAGAACAGUACUCUGCUGGAGUUAAGGACUACGAGCUGCAGCUGAUGACCUAUAGAGCAAUGGUGGACUCCCAGCACAAGUCUCCUAUGAAGAGGAGAAGAAUGCAGAACUCCUCUGAUGCGAUCCUUCAGGAGUUCAUGGAUCUCCGCACUCGCUACACCACACUGGUGACGAUGAUGACUCAGUAUGUGAAGUUUGCCAGUGAGACACUGAAAAGGACAGAGGAAGAAGAGAAAUCUGUUGAGGAGGAGAAGAAAGAGCAUGGUGAUAAAGUUAGCAAACUUUUAAACUGGGUAUCCAGUGUCAAAGUGAACUCGGGCAAAGACGAGAAAGUUGGGAAAGAUGCUAAAGCCAUCUCAGAGAGCUCUAGUAUUCCCAAGGUGUCCAUGGAGGAAAUUGUGACGAAGAAGGAGCAAAUCGCAGAAGCGCUGAGGACGACACAGCUGAUUCUCACCAAACACAGCGACAAGAUGACUGAGGAAGAGAAGCAGGAGGCCAAGGAUCAAUUGAAGGCUCUGCACCAGGCCUACAGUGAUAUCUCCCAGCAGUGCUCUGAUGCACAGACGCCCUCUACCGACAAGGCAAAGAGUUUUCAGACCAUUGGAGGGAUUCUGGAGACGGGAAGUGGGUCAGUUUUGUCUGUCUACUGCUCUGUGCAGAGGGGCCUGAUUGACCACACAACUGGGCUGAGUCUCCUAGAAGCCCAGCUGAUAACAUCUGGACUCAUUUCUCAUGACGUCAGAACAUGCCUGGACUUGGAGGACGCUCUCAAGCAAGAACUUGUCGACGCACCGACCUACAGGCAACUGCAAGAUUUGAACGAAACCAACAAGCGCCUCUCAAGUCCCAAGUAUGCCUCUGAACCCCUCCCUGUCAUAGCGGCGCUGAAGAAGGGGGACAUUUCUGAGCACCUUGCAAUAAAAAUGUUGGAGAUCCAACUGGCUACAGGGGGACUAAGAACGACCUCUUCUAGGGAGGUCUUCAAUCUCGAUAGAGCAGUCCAGCAUGGUAUGAUCCCAGCAGAUCUCCUCAGCAAACUUGGUGAGAAUCAAAGCACCUCAAAGCUCCUGAUUGACCCUAACACAUCUGAGAAGGUCUCCCUCAUCCAGCUUGUGCAGAGGAGUGUUGUUCACGAAGAAACAGGCCUGCGUCUGAUACCUGUGAAACCCAGAACAGAUGGAAACAUCUGGCUGAAAUCAGGAAAGGAGAUAGGUAUUAUGAGAGCUGUCCAUGAGGGAGCCAUCGAUCAAGAGACCAUGCUUCGCCUACUUGGGGCUCAGUUGUGCACUGGGGGCAUUGUGGAUCAUAAAACCGGCUCUAAACUCACAGUAGAAGAAGCUUUAUCAGAUGGCCUAAUUGACCAGGAGACCUCUAGUGGGGUACUUAACCUCCAGGUCCAAAAUGGAGGCGUUGUUGACCCACAUAAUGGGAAAAGGCUAACAGUUGAUGAGGCUGUCCAGUGCAAUUUAAUGAGCUCUACCAGUGCACUUUUAGUGCUGGAGAGGCAAAAGGGUUUUAUGGGGCUUUUGUGGCCUCACUCUGGUGAAAUCCUGACUGUCACAACCUCCCUGCAGCAUGAAUUGAUUACCAAUCAGCUAGCAUCCAAACUGCUCUGCAACCGACAAAAAAUUGCUGCCUUUUACAUACCAGAGAGCUCUGAAGUAGUCAACAUUGAGUCUGCCGCCAAACAUGGCCUGAUUGACCAGUAUACUGCAGAGGUGUUAAAAACGGUGGAAAUACCAGACUCAUUCCCCGACAUUGAUGACCUCAACAAGAGGUUUUCGUCUUGGUUGGUUUGGCGUGAGCUGCAGCUGGAAGGAGCCCAUGGGUCUUCUCAGGAUUCAGGAAUAGAUGAAAAGAAAAUGAACACACCAUCUCCUGCAGAGGCCCAACAGUUAUUCAUCUCCUAUCUCAUGAUGAACAGCUACAUGGAUCCCAAAUCAGGACAGAGGCUACUAGUGUUUGACGGACAACUGAAUAAAAUGGCAAAAGUGUUCAUGGAGAAUUCUGCAGGACGUGGGGGUUCUGUGGAGAAGACCCACGUGUCAUCUUCCAAAUUUACUGAUAUCUCUUUGGAUGAAGAAAAUGAGAUGCAGUGUGAGGGUGUGAAUGACUCAAGUGGUGCUUAUUCAAAUAUUUCAAAGGAACAAUGCAGUAGGGUCUUAAGAGAAAUAGUAAACAAAGGCUUUGACACAGACUCAGGCGAACAUGAAGAAAAGAUGGAUGGUGUAUGUGAAGAAUUGAAAGAGUCCUCUGAAACUGCACAGACGUCCAUCAAAAUGUUGUCAAAAUCUGCAGACUGUCAAGAAGGCCAAACUGAAGAAAAUGAUGGUGCAUAUUUGGCUACACCACUGUUUUCAUAUUCAGAUAUUGCAAAUGGGUCAUUUAUCAACAGAACUUUAGACAAAAUAAUGGAAGAGAGUUGUGAGUCAGAAUCACUAGAAGAUGAAAUGGAAGAUGACGAUGUUUGUGAGGUUCCAGAAAUAUCCAGUGAAACUGCCCACACUAGCAUUUUUGCAUCCAAGGCAUCAAAGGAAACUUCAUGCUCUUGGACUGACAGCGAUACUGACAAGGAUGUCUUACACAUCACAGAAACAUCUUUGCAAAUACAAGAGGACAGUACCACAGAGAGCCCUAUGUUUACCAGUGAGUUGACCAAACCAAUGGACAUGGUCACUGAGUACCCAUACACAGACCUUUCCUUGAAUGAAAAGAAUGAGAGGGAGUUUGCCAUUCAUCUUCUGAGAGCCCAGGUGGAAGAAGGAGGCAUUUUAGAUGUAACCUCAGGCAAGCGAUAUGACCUGGGUGCUGCUCUGGACAAGGGCAUUGUUGAUGAGGAAACUGUGCUGGAAGUCCUGGCUUUGCAGUUUCAUAAAGACAGGGUUGCUAGGAAUCCAUCAGGUACCAUGGCGACCUUGCAAGAAGCUGUUUCACAUGGCGUCAUAUCCUCACAAGUGGCUCUGCAGAUCAUGGAGCAGCAGAACCUUCUGGGGGGUUUCUACAAAUCAGAAUCCCAUCAUACCAUCAGGGUAUGUGAGGCGCUCGAAAAUAACAUGAUAACGGAUGAUAUGGCCCAUAAAAUUCUUCACUCACAACCUAUCCAAAAAGCCAUCAUUGAUCCAGAUGGCAACUGUCUACACAGUGUCUCUGAUGCACAGGCUCUAGGUAUGCUAGAUGAGGAGGAAGCAGAAAAUAUGUUAACCAAAAAAGAAGAGAAGAAGGUGGCCAUUUUGGUUUUAGACCUUUCUAAUGAGAAAUGUCAUAAUGUGUUUCCUCAGAACAUAAACAAUGGAACGGAGGAAUCUCCACAACACCGUAGACAGAGAAGUUCUCCUUGUGAGGGUUCACUUCCAAAAGACAGUGCUAAAAUGACUGGUGUAUCCCAUGUCAGAAACUCACCUCAUUGUAUAAUGCAGACAUUAGAGGAAUAUCCAGGCUGCCAAAGCCCCCACAAUCGUGCUUCAAAGAAAGAUGAUCUGUCACACAGUCUGUCUGAGGAAACUGGGUUUCCAUGCUUUAUCAGAAAAGAGAGCAGCCCAAAGAGCCUGUUAAAUAGUCAGAGCAAGAUUGACAGGGAUUCAUUUGAGGGAGAGAAUGAUUCUCCAGAAGAUGACAGAGGUCAUCAGAACAAUGAUGCUGAUCAGCCUCCUGAAGCUGUCAGCUUGAUUACAAGUGAAAGGCAGCUGCAGUACCGUGAAAUUGCAAAGAACCAGACCGUGAGUCCCGUUCAGAGCGAUUCGGGCAUAUCGUGCUCAUCCCAGAGUGAUGUCUCUGUGGAUGAGAGGAAGUCAGACAGCCUUCAGAAUGCUGACCAGCAGUGCAGUACUGUCAAAGAGGGGUUGCAAGAUAGGCUGAACUCAUCUUCACCUAAAGGGUUGUCCGAUGACUCAGGAUCAACUGUCACGACUCCUCAGGAAAAUACAAAAUCACAACCACAAACCACAAACUCGACCGACGUGGAAAUAAAUACUGUUGAUGCCAACAGAUCUUUGCAUUUUCAGAAUGGUCAGUGUCAGGCACAAAGUGAUGAUCAGAAGGGUCAGCCUAUCUUUCCCUUGUCUCUGUAUGACAAAUCAAGCUGUGACAUGAAUGAAAAACAUGUAAACAUGUGUGUGGAUGCAGUGAAGUCUGUUGAUUCCAAAGAAAUACAGUCUUUGCAGGAACAAUCAGAGAGUGUCAGAAGCUCAACAUCUAGAGAUAGAACUGACUCAGAAGCCAUAUCUUUUACUAGCAAAAAGGAAACAAGCUCAGGAUCCCUGGAAUUUGAUUCUCAAAACAUGUCAGCAAGUACAAAUAUUCUGGUUGGAAGUGCAUUGCCAGGUUCCGCUGUAGAAACAUCUAGAGACAGAACUGACUCAGAAGCCAUAUCUUUUACUAGCAAAAAGGAAACAAGCUCAGGAUCCCUGGAAUUUGAUUCUCAAAACAUGUCAGCAAGUACAAAUAUUCUGGUUGGAAGUGCAUUGCCAGGAUCCGUUGUAGAAACAUCUAGAGACAGAACUGAUGGAACAGGAUCCGCUGUAGGAACAUCUAGAGAUGGAACUGAUGGAACAGGAUCCACUGUAGGAACAUCUAGAGAUGGAACUGAUGGAACAGGAUCCACUGUAGGAACAUCUAGAGAUGGAACUGAUGGAACAGGAUCCACUGUAGAAACAUCUAGAGAUGGAACUGAUGGAACAGGAUCCGCUGUAGGAACAUCUAGAGAUGGAACUGAUGGAACUGGAUACUCUGUAGAAACAUCUAGAGAUAAAACUGAUGGAACAGGAUCCACUGUAGGAACAUCUAGAGAUGGAACAGGAUCCACUGUAGGAACAUCUAGAAAUGGAACAGGAUCCACUGUAGGAACAUCUAGAGAUGGAACAGGAUCCACUGUAGGCACAUCUAGAGAUGGAACUGAUGGAACAGGAUCCACUGUAGGAACAUCUAGAGAUGGAACUGAUGGAACAGGAUCCACGGUAGGAACAUCUAGAGAUGGAACUGAUGGAACAGGAUCCACUGUAGGAACAUCUAGAGAUGGAACUGAUGGAACAGGAUCCGCAGUAGGAACAUCUAGAGAUGGAACUGAUGGAACUGGAUACUCUGUAGAAACAUCUAGAGAUAAAACUGAUGGAACAGGAUCCGCUGUAGAAACAUCUAGAGAUGGAACAGGAUCCACUGUAGGAACAUCUAGAGUUGGAACAGGAUCCACGGUAGGAACAUCUAGAGAUGGAACUGAUGGAACAGGAUCCACUGUAGGAACAUCUAGAGAUGGAACUGAUGGAACAGGAUCCACUGUAGGAACAUCUAGAGUUGGAACAGGAUCCACGGUAGGAACAUCUAGAGAUGGAACUGAUGGAACAGGAUCCACUGUAGGAACAUCUAGAGAUGGAACUGAUGGAACAGGAUCCACUGUAGAAACAUCUCCAGAUGCUUCACUGACAUUUGAACAAAGGCCAGACAAUCAUAAAACCCAUGAUAUCAGUCAACCUAAUUCAGUUGCCAUCAAACACUCUGGGCAAGACACACCACAGGUUGAUGGUGCUACACAUUCCUCUUGUAAAGCAGUAUCUGCAAUUGCGCCAGCACCUGUCAAUGUUGAUCACAGUAACAAUGAAGUCAAAAGGUGUUCAGAAUCCAUGUUGCUGAAUGAGAUAUCACCACCUGCUUUAGGUACCACAAAAACUGUCCAGAAACAAGAAAAAAUAGUGUCAGGUUCCGAUGGCUCACCCUCUACUUCAAAUGAACCAAACAUGGCAGCUUCUUCUAGCCUUGAUCUGAACACAGGGAACAGUCAUACUGAGCAUUCUGUGUCUCCUAACAUCUUGCCUAGGGAAAGUGAACAGUGGGCAUCUAACAACCAACCACAUCCUGCGACUGGAGUAGCCACACCUCCUCAGUCAGCACUUCUUAGUGUCCUGAGGUCAUCUUUGAAUGAGCUUGUAAAGCAGAGGGCAGAGCAAGCAGAUGGUGAUGACUCACAGAAGGCUGAAAACCGGACUGUUGAGGAUAUUCUUGAGAUAAUCCAGAAACUAACCCCAGGGAGCCUUCAAGACACAGAGAAGCCUGCUGCCACCCCCAGUCGUCAUCCGGAGUUGUCCGAGGGCAAAGAACCAGGGAGGGUAGAGGGUGUAAGUGAGCGUACCGACGUACUGCAGCCUCCUCCUGAUGUUACAAAGCUUCAAAGCCAGAUGCUGCAGAAGGAGAUGUCCCUGGAGGAUGUACAAGGAGAUUUGAACUUGCCCCUGGGAAACAUUACUGAGGACGAACAGAGCCAAAGCACUGGUACCAUAAGGCAAACACCACCAGGUUGCUCUGCAGAUGAGAGUAUGGCAGAGAUUGAUAUGCCUCAACAUUCAGAUGACCUUGGCCCUCAUCCAUGUGCUGAAACCGACCAAGGCAUAGACAUGGAUGAAAAGGUCAAAUGCAGGAGAUACUCCACUCAGAGUUACUUGGAGUGUGUUGGAAGGCUUCAAGACCAUUUUGAUGUCCUGGAGGAUAUAAAAAAUGACUUUGAGACCCAAGGGCCUCUCAGUGGCCGCAUUGACGGCUUACACUCCCAGCUAGAGGAGUCUCAGUCUCUGGAGUCACAGCUUGCUGCUCUCGCUGGCAUUCUCACAGCAGACCUGGAGAUAGCCGCACAGCUGCUAAAUUCUGCUAACGGACACGUUCCCACACAAAUCCAACAAGAUUUGGCUUUGGCCUUUACAUGUUUACAGCCUGCUUUCACAGACAUCUGCCAAAUGUCUGCAGAAAGGAGUAGUCUUAUAGUGCAAACAAUUGAAACAGAAAAGUCACAAUUAGGUACUUCAUAUCAGGAGCUUCUUUCCUCCCUUGAUAAACUAUCAGGGAGUAGUCAUGACAACUAUGAGAUCAUCUGCAAACUAGACAUCAUGGACAUAGAAAACAUGGAAGCGAUUAAAAACAGAAUGCAGCAAAAUAAGGACAUGGAAAAGAAUGUAGCAGGCACUCAACAGCAGCUGGAGGAUGCCACCGUCAGUGUUCAGCACUUUAUCUCUGAGCAUGCUCAGUUAUUGAGCCCAGCACAGAGCAGGAUGCUGCUGAAGAGCCUCAGUGGCGCUCAGAGGUCGUUCAGAGAGCUGGCGGAGAAGGUCUCAGCUCAGCGCUGCACUCUGGAGCUUCAACUGGAGGUCCGAGAGGAUGAGAGUCAGCAGCAGGAGCAGGAUAUGGUGGAAAAGCAGCAGCAGUUUUCAGGAAAGCUGCAGGAGCUCUGUGACGACCUCACCCAGACAGAAAACCGGCUCAUAGGGCAUCAUCAGCAGACGCAGACCAUUGCAACCAACAACAUGGAGGACCUGCAGCAAUACCGACAAGAACAACAGGCCCUGCAAAAAGACAUUCAGACAAACGCCAGCGCUUUAAAUGAAGUCAUAAGCAGUUCUAAGAAGUUCCUAGAGGAAAAUCGCUCCAAGCUCUCGCCAGAGCAGAUAGCUGAUAUUGAGAAGAAACUUGAGGAGGCCAAGAGCAAGGCCAACAUGCUCAACGAGAAGGCGGAGGAGUCCAGGAAAGACCUGGAAAAGGUUGUGACCACAGCAAUCAAACAGGAAACAGAAAAGGUUGCUGCUGUGGAGCAACUGGAGGAGAGCAAAACCAAAAUCGAGGGCCUGCUGGACUGGAUCUCGAACGUUGGGAAGGAGAAAGGGGACGGGGACAGCACACAGAAGGAGCAGACGGGGACAGAAAAUGGCAACCUGCCCAUGGAAACAACUGCUGACGACGCCAAUGGAAAUGCACUAGACACCACCGACAACCAAUCUAUUAUUUCCAACAAAGGGAAAGACUCCAGUAGUUCAGACUUGGACAAGCAGUCUGACAGAGUGAAGGCCCAUCAUCAGGAGAUCCUGUCCCAGCAGCAGGACCUGAUCAUCGCCACACAGUCGGCCCAGGCGCUGCUGGACAAGCAGUCCCACGUGCUGUCGGCAGGCGAGAAGGACAAGCUGCAGCGGGACAUCCAGGAGUUGCGCAGCCGCUACGAAACCUCGCUCACACGGGCCGAGCAGCAGACGAAGCAGGUGCAGGCCGUGCAAGAGGAGCUGUCCAAGUUCCAGGGCGACUGCGCCGAGUUCCAGGCCUGGCUGCAACAGGCCCAGGAGGACGCAGACGAGCUGGGGGAGCCGACCGGGCAGCUGGGCGCCCUGGAGGACAAGCUCCAGAGGCAGAGGGGCUUCGCCGAGGACGUCAUCUCGCACAAGGGCGACCUGCGCUUCAUCACCAUCUCUGGGCAGAAGGUGGUGGAUGCUGCCAAGGCCUGCAGCCAUGGAGAUCAGGGCAACAAAGACACUCUGCCUGAGGUGGACAUGUCGGGAACCUGCUCAGCCGUGCAAGAGAAGCUGGACGCUGCCGCCGGUCAUUACAAGGCUCUGCAUUCUCAGUGCAAUCAGUUGGGCAGCAACCUCAAGGACGUGGUGGAGAAGUAUAAGAAGUAUGAUGAGGCCAGCGGCGGGCUGCUCAAGUGGCUGGACACCUCAGAGGACGAGGCCCGCAGGCAGCAGUCUGACCCCAUCGCUGCCGACCCACAGACACUUCAGAAACAGCUGGAAGACACCAAGGCUCUGCAAGGUCAGACAACUGGACGUCAGGCUGCCGUGGAGACGCUGCGGAAAACAGCUGACGCUCUUAUCACAGCCGAGGGGGACCUGCUGACCAAUCAGGAUGAGAUCCAGGAAACAGUGGAUGACAUUGUGGAGAGAUAUGACAACCUGUCCAAGUCGGUCAGCGACCGCAACGAGAAGCUCCAGGUGACGCUGACCCGCUCCCUGAGCGUGCAGGAUGGCCUGGAUGAGAUGGUGGGCUGGAUGGGACGGGUGGAGGAUUGCCUGGGGAAGAAGGAGCACGUGCCCCUAGACUCAGCCAGCAUCGGAGAUGCCCUCAGCAAAGAAGCUACCUUGGAGCAGGACAUGUUGAGUCGCCAGAGCAGCAUCUCAGCCAUGCAGGCCAAAGUAAAGAAGUUUGCAGAGAAAGCCGAGCCAGCAGCCGCUGCCCAGCUGCAGUCCAAGAUGGCCGCCCUUUCACAGCGCUUCGGCGACGCCUGCAACAAGCACAAGCAGAAGGUGUCCGACCUGGAGCAGCUGAAGGACAAGGUGGAGCAGUUCGAGAAGACGACCGAGAAGGUGCAGCAGUUUGUGCUGAAGAGGUCACAGGAGCUGUCUGAGACAGACGGGCCGGGGAAGAACGUCAAUGAGCUCUCCCAGCUGGUGCAGGACACUAAUGAGGAGUUAGUUGAACAUGCCAAGGAUGUGGAGACCCUGCAGAACCUUUCAAAGGAGCUGUCCCAACUGAGCCCAGAGGCAAGCAAAGCUCAGAUCCAGGGCAAGAUGGACACUCUGUCCAACACCUUCAACGCCUUCAAGGACACUGUGAAAGAAAAACGGGAGGAGGUUACGUCAUGCCAAGACCAGCUGGGCCAGUUCAAAGCAGCAGCAGGAGCCCUGAUAAAGUGGCUGGAGGAGACGACAGGGAAAGUGCCAGUGGUUCAGCCCAACUGCGGCGAGAAGGGCCUGGGAAAGGCCCUGAAAAAAGUCAAUGCCCUGCUGGAAGAAUGGACCUCCAAAGCUCCCAUGGUCCAGGAUAUAAAUAGCAAUGGCUCUGCUCUGUGUAGCCUCAUCAAUGUUUUGACAUCCCCAGCCAAGGCCAAAAGCCAUCCCAAAUCAGGAUCAGCUGUUACUAAUGGCUCCGGACCAGGAUCGCAUGCUUAUUUAACCAAUAAAGAGCUGAUGGUGGUGCAGCAGAGUAUGGCCCAUGUCAGCGAGGGCUACGGGGCCCUGGGGGAGCUGCUGAGGGCCAAGGAGGCCGAGCUCAGCCAAGCGCACGGGGACAUGCGGGAGGCGCGGGUGCAGGGUGGUGCCAUGAAGACGUGGCUGGAGGACAUGAAGAAGACGGCAGCGUCCUCGAGGGCCGCUGGGGCUGCUGGGAAAGACUCAGUCAAAGCGCAGAUGGAACAACAAAAGGCCUUUGAAGAUGGUUUGAAGCAAAAACAGGCAGAGCUCCAGCCACUGAGAGAGAAGCUUCUUCAGCUGAUCGAGCAGCACCCUGACUCACCCGAAGCAGCCAAAUGGAAACAGAUGCUGGCUGAGAUAGAUGCAGCGUGGGAAGAGGUGAGCGGCUCUGUGGAGGACAGGAAGCAGCACCUGGAGGAGUCGUCCCGGAUGCUGGAGCUCUUCCAGACAGCCGAGCCACAACUCCGCCAGUGGCUUCAGGAGAAGGAGCUGAUGGCCGGUGUGCUGGGGCCGCUGUCUGUGGACCCCAACAUGCUCAAAAUGCAGAAGCAGCAAGUCCAGAUUCUCCUUAAGGAGUUUGACAGCCGCAAACCCCAGUAUGACCAGCUGAAUGAGGCUGCGGCAGCCAUCUUGAAAUCGGCGGGUGCAAAGGAUCCAUCAGCUGGGACGGUGAAGGAGCAGCUGGCAUCCAUCACCCAGAAAUGGCAGGACCUAACCGGGCAGCUGGGCCAGCGCGCCGGCCUCAUCGACCAGGCGGCGGACAAGACGGCCCAGUUUCAGGAGCUGCUGCGGGGCCUCUCUGAGAGCGCCGGCGCCCUGGAGGCCCAACUGGAGGGCCAGCAGGCCCUAAGCUCGCAACCCGACGCCGUCAGGAAGCAGUUGGAGGCCACCAAUGACAUCCUGGCCCGCCUGCGGGACGAAAGGAAGAGGCUGAAAGAGGCGGAAGGGCUGUGUGGUGAGCUCUCGGCUCUCGUGGCCGAGGAGUACCUCCGGGCCGACCUCAGCAAGCAAUUAGAAGGCAUCACCAAGCCGUUUAAGGUUCUGGAGGACAAAGCAGGUAAGCGCAUUCAGCAGCUCAACUCUGCCUUUGCCAGCUCGCAACAGUUCCACCAGAUGUCCAAAGACUUCCAGGGCUGGCUGGACGAGAAGCUGCAGGAGCAGUCCGGGCCCCAGCCCCUCUCAGCCAAAGCCGAGGCUCUGCAGCAGAGCAUCCAGGAGCACAGCAGCGUCCAGAAGGCGCUGAGUGAACAGGAGGAACCGUACGGCACCAUCAUGAGGGAGGGCGAGGCCCUCCUCCAGAGCACUGAGGGGGCCGAGAAAGUGGCCCUGCAGGGCCAACUCUCCACCCUCAAGUCCAACUGGGAAGACGUGAAGAAGACCUCGGCAGAGAGAGGGGAGAAGCUCCAGGGGGCUCUGCAUCUGGCGCAGAAGUAUGGUGAGCAGGCGGAGAAGCUGAACACCUGGCUGCAGGAGAGCGAUGGCGGGAAUGGCAGGGUGAGGCUCAGCGCGAGCCCCGCGGAGGUAGAGAGCUCCCUCGCGCAGGUGAAGGCCAUCCAGAAGGACGUGGACAAACACCGCGGCCAGGUGGAGCUGCUCAAGACAGCCGCUGACAACCUCCUGGAGGUGGCCACCGUGGACGGCGAGACCGUAAAGGAGGAGAGAGCCGCCAUUGAGAAGAACGUGGAGAAGUUGAGCGAGGACUUGCAGAGCAAGAAGGAGUCACUGGAGAAGCUGGCGCAGAAGCUGAAGGAGUUUGCAGACACUCAGAAACAGGCCAAGGAACAGCUGGAAGGGGCAAGGAAACAGCUGGAGAGCCACUCCACCCUGGGAAACCAGGCCUACAGCAACAAGAACCUGAGCAACAUGAAGGCUCAGCAGAAGACGCUAGCCGAGGUGCAGCAGCAGGUCCAGCAACUCACGAGCCUCGCCCAGGGCCUGGUGGUGGACGUGCCAGAAGCGGAUGGAGUCACUGACCUCCUACUCCAAGCCGACAGCCUGGAGACGGAGCACGGCUCCGUCAGCAAAGAGGUGGAUGGGGUCUGCUCCACCCUGGAGGGCAAGCUGCAGGGCAUUGGACAGUUCCAGAACAGCAUCCGUGAGAUGUUCACCAGCUUCGCCGACCUGGACGACGAGCUGGACAGCAUGUCGCCAGUCGCCCGCGACCUGGAGGCGAUACAAGUGCAGAAGGACACCAUCCAAGGCUUCGUCGGAAGACUGCAGGAGCUGAUGUCCAAUUCAACCAACGCCAAGGACAGUUGCAAGAAGAUGCUGGAGACGGAGGCCUCGCCGGACCUGCUCGGCGUCAAGAGGGACCUGGAGACGCUGAGUAAGCAGAGCGGCAAGCUGAUGGACCGCGCCCGGGGCAGGGAGGAGCAGGUGGAGGGCACCCUCGGCCGCAUGGGCGAGCUGUACCAGAAGCUGCAGGACUUCACCGGCAAACUGAAGGAGGCGGAGGAACAAGAGGACUCCCAGGGGCCUGUUGGCAUGGAAACGGAUGUCAUUAACCAGCAGCUGGAGUCAUUCAAGGUAUUCCAGAAAGAUUCAAUUGAGACAUUACAGACCCAGUUGCAAGACCUGAACUGGAUUGGCCAGGGACUCAUUCAGAACGCUGCCAAAGAGACCAGUACCAAGACUUUGGAGGAUAACUUAGAGGAUGUCAACGGUAGAUGGAACACCCUCAACAAGAAGGUCGCAGAGCGCUCAGCGCAGCUGCACGAGGCCCUGUUGCAUUGUGGGAGGUUCCAGGAUGCCCUGGAGUCCCUGCUCAGCUGGCUGAUGGACACAGAGGAGCUGGUGGCCAAUCAGAAGCCUCCAUCUGCCGAAUUCAAAGUGGUCAAGGCCCAAAUACAAGAGCAGAAACUCUUGCAGAGGCUGCUAGAUGACCGGCGGCCCACCGUGGAGCUGAUUAAGAAGGAAGCAGGGAAGGUGGCUGAGCUGGCGGAGACAGAGGACAAGGAGAAGAUCAGCAGGGAGGUGGAGGGCCUGGGGCAGAGGUGGGAUGGCCUACUGAAGAAAGCAGAGAGCAGACACAAGCAGCUGGAGAGCACCCUGGUCGUGGCUCAGCAGUUCCAUGAGACGCUGGAGCCCCUGUCUGAGUGGCUGAUGGCCACAGAGAAGCGCCUGGCCAACUCAGAGCCCAUCGGCACCCAGACAACCAAACUGGAGGAGCAGAUCUCCCAGCAUAAGACCCUUGAGGAGGGUGUCAUGGGUCACAGUAAAGACCUGUACCAGACCAUCAGCCUGGGUCAGAGCCUCAGGGCGGUCAGCAGCACGGACGAUAGGGAGCUGGUGCAGACGCGUCUAGACGCCACCCAGACGGGCUUCAUCGAGCUGCAGGAGCGCUGCCGGCGCAAGGCCCAGCUCCUGCAGCAGGCCCUGGCAAACGCACAGCUCUUUGGCGAGGACGAGGUGGCGCUCAUGAACUGGCUCAGCGAGGUGCACGGCCGGCUGAGUGAGGUCUCCGUGCAGGACCACACGGUGGAAGUGCUCCAGAUCCAGAACGACGAACAACUGGCUCUUCAUGAAGACAUCCAGCUUAGGAAACAGAACGUUGAUCAGGCCAUUUCCAAUGGCAUGGAACUUCUGAAACAGACCACAGGGGAUGAGGUGGUUGUCAUACAAGGCAAGCUGGAUGGAAUUAAGACGAGAUAUGGAGAGAUUAACACCAUGAGUAACAAUGUGACGAAGACUCUGGAGCAGGCUCUCUCUCUGGCCUCCAAGCUGGAACACACCAAUGAGGACCUGACCUCCUGGCUGGAUAAGGUGGAGUCAGAACUGGAGGUCUUUGGGACCCAGGAACCAGUGGGAGAGCAGCUGACUCAGGUGCAGGAGAGGAGAAAAGCGCUCCUGAAGGAGGUCCAAGGACACAAGCCCCAGGUGGAAAGCCUGAACGAGGUGAGCAGCUCCCUGAUGGAGCUCGUGCCCUGGCGCGCUCGCGAGGGCCUCGACAAGAUGGUCACCGAGGUCAACGACCGCUACAAGCUGGCCGGCGACGCCAUUGCCCAGCGCGUGGACGCCAUUGGUGCCGCCAUAUUGAAGUCCCAGCAGUUUGAGCAGGCUGCGGAGAGUGAGCUCACCUGGCUGAGUGAGGCGGAGAAGAAGCUGCUGUCUCUGGGCGAGAUCAGGCUGGAACAGGACCAGACCACAGCUCAGCUCCAGGCACAGAAGGGAUUUUCCAUGGAUAUUAUGAGACACAAAGAUUCCGUGGACAGCAUUGUCAAAACAGGAGAGGCCAUUAUGAGCAGCAAAGAUGAGAUGGAAAAGCAAGCCCUGAAGGCCAAAAUCCAGACGCUGCUGGACAAGUACAGCGCGGUGAGCCAGCUGAACUCGGAGAGGUACCUGCAGCUGGAGCGGGCCCAGUCCCUGGCCAGCCAGUUCUGGGAGACCUACGAGGAGCUGUGGCCCUGGCUGCAGGAGACCCGUGCCGACUUCACCCUGCUGCCCAAGCCCGCCAUCGAGUAUGAGGCCCUCAGGCAGCAGCAGGAGGAGCUGAGGCAAAUGCGUGAGCUGAUCGCCGAGCACAAGCCACACAUCGACAAGAUGAACAAGACCGGCCCUCAGCUGCUAGAGCUGAGUCCAGUGGAGGGUGUACCAAUCAGGGAGAAGUACACAGCCACCGACAAGCUGUACGCCCAGCUGAAAGCCGACGUCAAGCAGCGGGCGGGAGCUCUUGACGAGGCCAUCUCCAAAUCCACUCAGUUCCACGACAAGAUCGACCCCAUGCUGGAGUCCCUGCAGCGGAUCGCCGAGCGCCUCCGCCAGCCGCCCUCCAUCUCCGUGGAGGUGGAGAAGAUCCGCGAGCAGCUCGGCGAGAACAAGGCGGUGACGGUGGACCUGGAGAAGCUGCAGCCAUCCUACGACACCCUGAAAGAGCGCGGCGAGGAGAUGAUCGCUCGCUCGGAGGGGGCUGACAAGGACAUCUCCGCCAAAGCUGUGCAAGACAAGUUGGACCAGAUGGUGUUCCUUUGGAACGACAUCCAAGCCCUGGUGGAGGAGAGGGAGGCCAAGCUCCUGGAUGUGAUGGACCUGGCCGAGAAGUUCUGGUGUGACCACUGCGCCCUGAUCGUCACCAUCAAGGACACCCAGGACCUGCUCAGAGAGCAGGAGGAGCCCGGGGUGGACCCGUCCGUCGUCAAACAACAACAAGAGUCCUUGGAGGGUUUUAGAGAGGAAAUCGACACACUCCAGGAAGAACUUGAUGUUGUUCAGAAUCUUGGCGCAGAACUUAUGUCUGCUUGUGGGGAACCGGACAAGCCUGUGAUAAAGAAGAGUAUUGAUGAGGUGAACUCUGCCUGGGAGAACCUGAAUAAGAUGUGGAAAGAGAGGGUGGAGCGGCUGGAGGAGGCCAUGCAGUCCGCGGUGCAGUUCCAGGACGGGCUUCAGGGCAUGUUUGACUGGGUGGAUAUCCUGGAGAGCAAACUGGACUCCAUGUCACCAGUGGGCACUGAUCUGGAGACUGUGAAACAGCAGAUUGAUGAACUCAAGGAGUUUAAGUCGGAAGCGUACCAGCUCCAGAUUGAGAUGGAGCGGCUGAACCACCAGGCGGGGCUGCUUCUGAAGAAGGUGGUGGAUGAGAUGGACCGCAGUGCCAUCCAGGAGCCCAUGGGUGAGCUCAAGAUGCUCUGGGACAACCUGGACGAGAAGAUCAUCAGCCGCCAGCACAAACUGGAGGGGGCGCUGUUGGCACUGGGGCAGUUCCAGCAUGCUCUGGAUGAGCUGCUGGCCUGGAUGACCCACACCGAAGGGCUGCUGAACGAGCAGCGGCAGGCCAGCGGAGCCCCCUUGGCCAUCGAGAUCGAGCUCGCUAAGCACCACGUGCUUCAGAAUGACGUCUUGGCCCACCAGAGCACGGUGGAGGCGGUCAACAAGGCCGGCAACGACCUGCUGGAAUGCAGUGCUGGCGAGGAAGCCUGCGGAUUGCAGAGCAAACUGGAGAACCUCAAACAGCGCUGGAAGAACAUUCUGGAACAGACAGAGCAGAGGAGGAAGCUCCUGGACAGUGCCCUACUUCAGGCCCAGGGUUUCCAUGGAGAGAUUGAAGACAUGCAGCAGUGGCUGAAAGACACAGAACGUCAGCUGUUAGCAUCAAAGGCGGUGGGAGGCUUACCAGACACGGCGCGGGAGCAGCUUAACGCCCAUCUGGAGCUGUGCAGUACUUUCGAGGCCAAAGAGGAAGUCUAUCAGCAGCUCAUGCUGAAAGGCAAACAGCUGGUUGCCUUGGCAACCGGGGGCCAGGACAGCAACACGGAGCAGGACCUUCACAACUUGCAGGGGAAAUGGGAGUCUGUGCAGGCCAAAGUGGCAGAGAGAAAGGUGAAAUUGGAGGAGGCUCUGGCCAUGGCCACGGACUUCCAUAACUCACUGCAGGACUUCAUCAACUGGCUGACGCAGGCGGAGCAGACCCUCACUAUGGCCUCCCCCGCCUCCCUCAUCCUGGAGACCAUCAUGUUUCAGAUCGAUGAGCAUAAGGUGUUUGUCACUGAGGUGAACUCCCACCGCGAGCAGAUCAUCGAGUUGGACAAGACGGGCACCCACCUGAAGUACUUCAGCCAGAAACAGGACGUGGUGCUGAUCAAGAACCUGCUGCUGAGUGUCCAGAGCCGCUGGGAGAAGGUGGUGCAGCGUUCGGUGGAGCGCGGACGCCUGCUGGACGACGCCAGGAAACGCGCCAAGCAGUUCCAUGAAAACUGGAACAAACUGACAGAGUGGCUGGAUGAGUCGGAGAAGGCCCUGGACUCGGAACUGGAGAUCGCCAACGACCCCGACAAGAUCAAGACGCAGUUGGGCCAACACAAGGAGUUCCAGAAAGCCGUGGGCAGCAAGCACUCAGUGUACGACACCACUAUCCGCACGGGCCGCGCCCUGAAGGACAAGACGUCCCUGCAGGACGACAUCACAAAGCUGGACGACAUGCUGAGCGAGCUCAGAGACAAAUGGGACACUGUGUGUGGCAAAUCCGUAGAGAGACAAAACAAGCUGGAAGAGGCGUUGCUGUUCUCUGGCCAGUUCAAAGAUGCCCUGCAGGCUCUGAUAGACUGGCUCUACAAAGUGGAGCCUCUGCUCGCUGAGGACCAGCCAGUGCAUGGAGACAUCGACCUGGUCCUGAACCUCAUUGACAGCCACAAGGUCUUCCAGAAGGAGCUGGGCAAAAGGACGGGCAGUGUGCAAGCCCUGAAGCGCUCGGCCCGUGAUCUCAUGGAGAGCAGCACCGAAGACUCUUCCUGGGUCAAAGCUCAAAUGCAGGAUCUGGGCACACGCUGGGAGACCGUGUGUGCCCUCUCCGUGUCCAAACAAACCCGGCUGGAGCAGUCUCUGUGUCAGGCCGAGGAAUUCCAUUCCAGCGUCCACAUCCUGCUGGAGUGGCUGGCCGAAGCCGAGCAGAGUCUGCGUUUCCAUGGCAGCUUGCCUGACGACGAGGAGGCUCUGCGGGCUCUCAUCGAGCAGCACAAGGAGUUCAUGAAGAACCUGGAGGAGAAGCGGGUCGCCUUGAACAAAGCAACAAGCAUGGGGGAGGCCAUCUUGUCCAUCUGCCAUCCAGACUCCAUCACCACCAUCAAACACUGGAACACCAUCAUUAAAGCCCGAUUCGAAGAGGUACAGGCCUGGGCACGGCAGCAUCAGCAGAGGCUGUCAGCAGCCCUCAGCGAGCUGCAAACCACCCAGGAGCUGGUGGAGAACCUGCUGGGCUGGCUCCAGUGGGCAGAGACCACGCUCAACACCAAGGACAAGGAGCCUAUGCCCCAGGAACUUGAGGAGGUCAAAGGGCUCAUCGCCGAACACCAGGCCUUUAUGGAGGAAAUGACCAGGAAACAACCUGAUGUGGAUAAAGUCACCAAAACCCACAAGAGGAAGCCAACAGCAGAGGCCCCUGUACACUCCCACAUACCUGUCCUGGAGAAAGGGCGCACUCCAGGAAGGAAACGCUCUCCCACCCAAAGCAUGUACACUGCGGCAGCCCAGACACAGGUGGAGACCAAGAACCCGCGGGUCAACCUGCUGGUCAGCAAGUGGCAGCAGGUGUGGCUCCUGGCCCUGGACAGGAGGAGGAAACUCAACGAUGCUCUGGACAGGCUGGAGGAGCUGAAGGAAUUUGCCAACUUUGACUUUGAUGUGUGGCGGAAACGCUACAUGAGGUGGAUGAACCACAAGAAGUCGCGCGUGAUGGAUUUCUUCCGCCGCAUCGACAAAGACCAGGACGGCAAAGUCACCCGCCAGGAGUUCAUCGAGGGCAUCCUCUCCUCCAAAUUCCCAACCAGUCGCCUAGAGAUGAGUGCAGUCGCCGACAUCUUUGACCGGGAUGGAGACGGCUAUAUUGACUACUACGAGUUUGUGGCUGCCCUUCAUCCAAACAAGGAGGCCUACAAACCCCUCACAGACGCGGACAAAAUAGAAGAUGAAGUGACUCGUCAAGUGGCAAAAUGCAAAUGCCCUAAACGAUUCCAAGUGGAGCAGAUCGGCGCCAACAAGUACCGGUUCUACCUUGGAAAUCAGUUUGGUCUGGUUCAAUGCUUACAUGACACCUAUACCGCCGAUGAGACAUUAACAAACAGGGACUAUCAAAAUCUAAACUCCCAACUGAACGUUGCGGUGUUGGAAAGCUGUAUCCUGUUUGGGGAUUCCCAGCAGCUCCGGCUGGUCCGCAUCCUCCGCAGCACUGUCAUGGUCCGCGUGGGAGGCGGAUGGAUGGCGCUGGACGAGUUUCUGGUCAAGAAUGACCCUUGUCGAGUUCAUCACCACGGGAGUAAAAUGUUGCGCUCGGAAUCAAACUCGUCAAUUACUCAGUCUCCUAUAGGUUGGCACCUCUCACAAUUUCUCUCCUUGGUCAAUCCCCCUGCAAAAGGCAGGACGAAUGUGGAGCUUCGAGAGAAGUUCAUUCUCCCAGAAGGCACCCAUCAGGUGAUGGCAAGCUUCCGCUACAGGGGUCGGAGGUCACGUCCGUCAUCGAGGGCUGCGUCCCCCAACCGGUCAAACUCCAGCCACAGCUGUACUGCACACCCCAACCCACCACAGACCAGUACUCCUAAGACCCAACACAUAACCCGCAAUUAUGAUAAACCUUGGCUGACAAACAGCAAACCCUCCACCCCUCUUAAAUCAUCCGACUCCUUUGAAAGCCAGGGGUCGUCCUCAGAGGGAACUCCUAUCCAGGGCAGCAAACUCCGACUCCCAGGGUAUCUAUCAGGAAAGGGGUUCCAGUCUGGAGAGGAAGGCACCCUGAUAUCUGCUGCAGUACUUAAAGCAAGGGGUCAGGCAGUCGAUUCCAAAAAGGGUUUCAGCCGACCCGGAAGUAAAGCGGGCAGCCGCGGGAGCAGCCGACGAGGAAGCGACGCGUCUGACUUCGACAUCUCCGACAUCCAGUCGGUGUGUUCCGACGCGUCAGAGUCUGCACCCGACUCCAGCCGGCAGGCCACGCCGCGGUCGGCCCCUCGAGCGCACGGGGGCAAGGCCUCCAAAAUCCCCACGCCCCAACGGAGGUCCACCCCCACCCAGAGCAGACUGGCCAAGACCUCCAAGAGAUAGUCAGGAGCCGAGCGGCCCUGACACACUCAGCACAGACACACAGACUGGAGACACACAGACUGACACUAAAAAAAAAAGAACUCUGUACUAGUUAGUAACUUAAGAAGUGUACCAAGAUGUAAAAUAUUCCAUGUGAGAAAAAGAAUGUGGUUUCAUGUCAAGUGUGAAUGGAAUGCCUAUGGCCUUGUGUAUUUGUCUGUAUUUUAUUUCAUGUGAAUAAUGUCCUGUCAUAAUAUUGUUAUUAUCAUGUUGAUUGUUAUUAAUUUAAUGAAUGCCUUUCCCGUAAAGGUGGGCAAAAAAAAAAAAGAACAAAAAACUGUACAUUGUGAGUUAAACUAACGAUUUUACAUGAGUUGUGCUCUGAAAGAGAUGCUGAAUGUACUGUAAUUUUUUCAAGCUGACACGCGCGGGACAGACAGUGCGUCACUGUACUCUGCUGAGGCAACACUAUUAUUUAUUCAUCUAUUUAAAAGUGCAAUGAAGUGUUGCCAAUACACAUAUAAAAGGGCAAUACCUAAUAUACUGUACAAACAAAUCAUAACCACAGCAAAUACAUUCUGAAAACUUUAAAAAAAAAACCUGUGCAAGCUACUAAACACAGCAGUAACCCUGAACUUAUGGCCUUUACUCUGUCAUACUCACUCUGUGCACCUGCAGUUAACAUUUUGUUUUGAUUAACUUACAGUGGCGUGUGUAUGCGUGCGUGUGUGUGUGUGUGUGUGUGUGUGUGUGUGUGUGUGUGUGUGUGUGUGUGUGUGCGCGUGCGCGUGCGUGCACACCAUGGAACUCUGGACAGGGGUCUCUUGAUGCUCUGGAAAGUAGACAUUCAUAAGUGCAUUCAUGUCAGUGUACUGUAUGGUUCAUUUUGCCUGAGUGGAAAGGAUUACCCUUAAACCUUGUUUUGUAAUAAAUAAAUCUGCUUGCAGGAAAGCCACGGUGGUAUACGCAGGUGAA
Clupea harengus (Atlantic herring) is the source of this 25164-nucleotide messenger RNA. RefSeq names its product dystonin (gene dst). Gene Ontology annotation, molecular function: calcium ion binding; microtubule binding; structural molecule activity. The record is from RefSeq and is a predicted model, not a curated record. The transcript has 105 exons. Lineage: Eukaryota; Metazoa; Chordata; Actinopteri; Clupeiformes; Clupeidae. The coding region runs from base 271 to 24210 and encodes 7979 amino acids. Gene Ontology annotation, cellular component: plasma membrane; cytoplasm; hemidesmosome. Gene Ontology annotation, biological process: intermediate filament cytoskeleton organization; wound healing; cell-cell adhesion.